Gastrolobium bilobum is the source of this 978-nucleotide messenger RNA. RefSeq lists its product as uncharacterized. The transcript is spliced from 9 exons. Lineage: Eukaryota; Viridiplantae; Streptophyta; Magnoliopsida; Fabales; Fabaceae. The coding region runs from base 7 to 804 and encodes 265 amino acids. The record is from RefSeq and is a predicted model, not a curated record.
AGGCCUAUGGCGGGAACGGGAAGUGAUCCGCAGAGACAACUCUUGAGCCUCAUCAGAAAUUUCGCCACAGAGAAAUCUCAAGGAGAACGAAGAGUGGUUAAUCUGAGAAAGCAGAUCGAGAAGCUUAUAUCCGAUUUGAGCGUGGCUAAUGCUGAGCUUGAAAAUGCGAAGCGCUGCAAAGAACUCAUCGAACAGGAGCUUAAAGGCUUUGAAGUUCAAUUGUUCUUGAGUGAAGCUUCGGCUCAAACGCUAGAGGCGAGGGUAUCAUUAAUUCAAGAUGAGAUAUCUGCUGUGGGAACUGAUUUGGAAACUGUCAAGAAUGAAGAAGCAGCUUUACGUGAGCAAUUCAUCCACAACAUGAUUGAUCUGAAUGUGAAGAUAAGGAAAUUUCAAGAGAGCAUCAUUACUUGCGACAUUGAUGCUGUAGAUUGUGCAACUUCUAGAGAUGCACCACUAGUUUGUCUGGAAGAGGAUGAUGCUGGAAUUGCUUUAAGGGCCCUUGAAAGUAUGCUUUCUGCGAUAAUUUCUCAAACAACUAAAGAGGAUGAGGAAUACCAAGCAGAGCAAAUUUUUUAUGAGAACGUCCAGCACGAACUGAUUGAUUGUGAAAGAAAGGUGUCUUUAAUGAAUAUGAUAGUCACAGAAACAAAAGCAUUGCAGGAUCUAACCUUGCAGUCUUCUAAAUUAGAAGCAACAUACAGCUCACUUGGUGAGGAACUUCAAAGAAGAUGCAUGUGUCCUAGUUGUCAUCUGGACCAUUUGGAGGCUGUCAGUGAACUUCUUCUGGCAGACAAGGAGAACUGAUGUGAUGUAAGUGGUCCACUUCUUGACCAAUCAUUAAGAAUGUUGAUAUCAUCGCAUUGUAAUGAUACUGAACAUUGGUCAUAUUGUGUGGUUUAAACCAGCCUUGCAUUCUAGCUAAUAAGACGAAUAUAAAUACCUGUUUUUGUAUAGAAAUAGAAAACAAAAAAAAUGGAA